Meriones unguiculatus (Mongolian gerbil) is the source of this 1325-nucleotide messenger RNA. It is a transcript of the gene Zfyve21, whose product is annotated as zinc finger FYVE-type containing 21. The transcript has 7 exons. Gene Ontology annotation, molecular function: metal ion binding. Bases 76 to 780 code for a protein of 234 amino acids. NCBI's taxonomy places the organism in Eukaryota, Metazoa, Chordata, Mammalia, Rodentia, Muridae. The record is from RefSeq and is a predicted model, not a curated record.
UGCUGGUGGGAGGGGCGGGGUGGCGUCGUGUGUGGGCUCUGUGCGGGAGGCGGCGUGAGGGGCUCCGGCGGAGACAUGUCCUCGGGGGUGGCCGCGCGUCGUGACGCCAAGAAGCUGGUGCGCUCGCCCAGCGGCCUGCGCAUGGUGCCGGAGCACCGCGCCUUCGGAAGCCCGUUCGGCUUGGAGGAGCCGCAGUGGGUUCCGGAUAAGGAGUGUCCGAGAUGUAUGCAGUGUGACGCCAAGUUUGACUUUAUCACCAGAAAGCACCACUGCCGCCGCUGUGGGAAGUGCUUCUGCGACAGGUGCUGCAGCCAGAAGGUGCCGCUUCGGCGCAUGUGCUUCGUGGACCCAGUGCGCCAGUGUGCUGAGUGUGCCCUGGUGUCCCACCGCGAGGCUGAGUUUUACGACAAGCAGCUCAAGGUGCUCCUAAGUGGAGCUACCUUCCUCGUUACUUUUGGGGACUCAGAGAAACCUGAGACCAUGGUUUGUCGUCUUUCCAGCAACCAGAGAUGCUUGAUUCUGGAUGGAGACAGCCAUCAUGAAGUUGAGAUUGCGCACAUCUGUACUGUGCAGAUUCUCACAGAAGGCUUCACUCCCGGAGCAGGCAGCACUCGAGCCACAGGAAUGUUCCUCCAGUACACAGUGCCAGGGGCAGAGGCUUCAACACAGCUGAGGCUGAUGGCUGGAGAGGAUGCAAAUGGCAGCAAGAGGCAGGCUGCUGCAUGGCUGGCAGCCAUGCACAAGGCCACCAAGCUCCUUUAUGAAUCACGAGACCAGUAACUGCAAAGGUUACUGAGCUCAGAGCGACGGAGUCCAAGCUGCUUGCCCCUGUCUGUGCACUCAGGGUUCUGCCCUGUGUGUGCUUGGAAAUGCAAUUCAGGUGUCUGGAAGCAGUGUCCACUCACCUAGUGCAAUAUGUACACGGUUGAUUAACGCUUUAAAGAGCUUGCGUUGCAGUGCACUGUUGGUACUUAACUAGCCUUGGGAGAAGCUGCACUACCGCGUUGCUAAGCUAGGGCUAGUAUAACCUACUCCAUGUUUCUAUAAAUCCCCAGGCUCAUCAGAGAUUUGUGGCCCCGUUCCCACAGAAACAAGUUAGGGGGUGAUCACUCGGGCCCCCGGUUUAGCACUGGGCCCUGCCCAUCCUCAAUAGCCUGCUUACAAUGCCUUAGUCUGUUUCUAGACUCACUAAUCUGGGGCAGUGAACAAUCCUUUUUAUAUGCCACUUUUGUGUUUCCUACUUCUCACUUACUACUUCACUUUGUUAAGAUGACUGUACAGUAAUUUGUAUAUAAAGUAUAUGAUUAAAACUUAUUUUGAAAGUA